ACUGAUGCAGACGAUAACAAUUACAUCACUUCUCCGGAUUGUGGUCCUUGCUGGUAUGAGCACAUGGCUAAUUUGCAUAAUUUUCCCAGAAGCCAAGUUGAUUGUGAGCCGCCACAUAUCCGGUGACGUCAUCAAAACUUGCUCAACGGAAUAUUUUGCAAAACAACAUGAUUUCUUUCACAAAAAACCUGCAAAAUACGUGAUACCCUGACCAGAGUGAUACCAAAUUCCGCCUACCUUUAGUAAAGAUCAUCAUGGAUGUUGACAGCGACUUUGAUUCGAAUCUGUUGCAACAAUUCAGCUCAAUGGGGACUCAAGAUAAAGACGUCCUGAUUGCUGAGUUCCAAAAACUUCUUGGGAAUCAGCUGAAUCCUGCAGGAUGUGCUUUCUUCCUAGAUAUGAACAAUUGGAACCUACAAGCUGCAAUAUGUUCGUAUUACGAGUAUGAACAACCGACAGCUGAUAAGCUACCACAGAUGACUUUUGUCAAAGACAUCACCAUUGGAGAGGGGGAGUCUGUGCCUCCAAGAACUGCUUUCACUAAAACAUGGAGAAUCAUGAACUCAGGGGAUGAAGCCUGGCCACCCGGGUGCUCUUUAAAAUUUCUUUGUGGUGACCAGUUUGGUCAUCGUGAUCGUGCCAUGGCAAAUGCCCUUCAGCCCGGAGCUGUUAUGGACAUUAGUGUAGAUAUGUCAAGUCCUGCAAAUGCGGGGAUGUUUCAAGGACAAUGGAGGAUGACUACAGCUACUGGAAUGUUCUUUGGUGACAUUAUAUGGGUGAUUCUCCAAGUGGAAGAAGGAGGCGUCUUGGGUCUUACGCAGCAAUUAUCCCAUAUAGGGAGUGAAGAGUUUAACACACAUAGUCCUCAAAAACCAGAGAAUCCAUUUGGCUCGCCAGCCACUAGAGACAUUAGCAAUCUUAGUCCAGUGAUCUCACCUAAUUAUUCGUUACUAGCUCAACACGGAAGCCCGACGGCUUCACCUCAUCAAAUCUCGUUUACUAGCACACCUGUAAGGACAGCAUUAUUUCAGGAUUCCAUAAACAAUCGGCAGUCAAAUGAUUCACAAAUGACUUCAUUUUCACUAAAUAAUUCCACUGAUCAAAACCACAUAGACACGAGUAACCAUGGUAACACAAGUAACCAAGACAUGGAUAUGCAAUCUUAGCGAUAAAAUCAUCUCGUUGUUAUAUCAAAUUAUGAUGAUGUGUUUUAUGAUGUCAUAAAGUGAUGUCAUGAAGUGGUCUGACAUCACAGUGGGAAUGUGCAGUAAUCCAUAUAUUUACUAACCAAAAUGAAAUACAAUUUGCUUGGAAAGCCGUGUCCAUUCAACAAAACCAAUUCUACGAGGAUCUGUGUGCUGUGUGUUCAUAAAGCACUUUCUCCACAAUAUAUAUCGAUGGGAUGCAUGCAGAAAAUUUGCAGGUGACGACUUAAUCUAGGAUUUCCUUUCACCUUUAGAGAUUAAAGUCUUGACCUGUGGCCUAAGACCAAAUGAAGGAACAGCCACAGACGUGAAGGAAUGGAUUGGAAAUUCAAAGAAUCUUGUCUCCGCCUUAUUUUGCCUCUAGAGGGCGGCACUGUAGUUUUCAGGGUUGAACAGCGCAUAGCUGAGAAAUGAUAACAAUGACCUCAUACUAAGGGAACAAUGGUUAUAUAAAUGGUAUUGGGUCGUAAGUUGGAAAAUGUGCAUGCGUGAAAACUACAGCGCCUCUAGCGGCAAAUAUCGGCUUAGACCAUUGGUUCAAUGGAAGUCUCCUCUCCAUUUCUUCAAGUCCAUGGAAUUAAAGACAGCAAUCAAAUUGAAAUGUUUUCUGUCUUUUUUACACAUUAUAUGAUAGAUAUCUAAAUUCAAGUAAAUAUGUUUGUUAUAAAGAGCAGUUAUAAAGCUCACUAGUAUUUUUAUUUGUCAAAGAUAAGAAUCACACAAAAUUUCAUGAUUUGAUACUUCUUAUAUUUUAUCAAAUACUGUGUAAAAAACUAAGAAUAGAGACAUAUAGUGGAAAAAAUCACAAGUAUGCCACAUUGAUGGCAUCAUGUUGGGGUCCUUUAAAGUGGCAUUUUACAUCUACGGAAACCACUAUUUUCCCAUCUGUAUGCUUGACUGAAACAUUUUUACUAAUUCCUCAUAUUUACUAAUUCAUAUUUGUACAAAAAUUGUUUCCUUGUUUUGUUAAACUAUUUGUUAUAUGUUUGCUUGCAGGUUCAGUUUUUGGCCUCCAGUCAGGCAUUUUGAGUAAAUAUUCUUUCUGAGUUUGUGAACACAGAAAAUAUUUCCUUUUUUUAGUUUUCAGGAUUCCUGGGAAUCAACUCAUUUUGAAAUUACUAAUACUUAACAAUUGUUACCGAAAAUUAAAUUCAUAGACUGUUUAUAUGGUUUAAACAUCGCUUUUUUGAGGCCAUUUCCUGAAAUUUAACGUGCUGAUCUUUAAUUCAGGAUUAGAAUUUAAACCUCGGAUACUGUGUUUUGUUGGUUAAUUGGAUGUCUACAAGCAAUCAGAAUUGAACAUUGUUUCUAUAUGAGACUAUUAUCUGGAAUUUAAGUGACAUGCUGAUCCACAGUUAGGGCUUGAAUUUCAACCUAAGAUACUCUAAGUUGCUUUAAUUUGAUGGCCAUUUUAUUUGGAUGAUUUGGCGGAUCGCCAAAUUAAGUCUUCACCAACUUUUUGAAAAAUCCCUGGAACCUUAGGUCUCAUUGAGAAUUCUUUCAGUAUUUUGAUUGUUAACUAAUUUUUUACAUUUUGGCACAUAUAUGAAGGUAAAACCUCCCU
Owenia fusiformis is the source of this 2769-nucleotide messenger RNA. Lineage: Eukaryota; Metazoa; Annelida; Polychaeta; Sabellida; Oweniidae. The record is from the annotation of a GenBank genome assembly.